UCCGUGAGUAUUAUUUUAAUAUUUUAUGUGUAUCUGUGUUCAAACUUCAAAGCAAGCGCUUGCCCAUAAGAAAUUGUUAGAAAUUUCAAUCCCACCCGAACGCAUAAGAAACUGCGAGAGUGAGAGAUGGGAAGGGCGUUUGUCUAUGUGAUUCUUGGAGGAGGGGUGGCAGCUGGGUAUGCAGCUCUUGAAUUCACAAGGAGGGGGGUCUCUCAUGGUGAACUCUGCAUAAUCUCCGAAGAAUCAGUUGCACCUUAUGAGAGACCUGCAUUAAGCAAAGGUUUUUUACUUCCUGAAGAUCGUGCAAGCCUUCCAUCAUUUCAUACAUGUGUUGGUGCUAAUGAGGAAAGGCUAACCCCAAAGUGGUAUAAGGAACAUGGGAUUGAAUUGGUUCUUGGAACUCGAGUCAAGUCAGCUGAUGUAAGGCGGAAGACAUUAUUGACAGCAGCUGGGGAGACUAUUAGUUACAAGAUUCUCAUUGUUGCUACAGGUGCUCGGGCUUUGAAGCUUGAAGAAUUUGGAGUGAGUGGAUCAGAUGCUGAAAAUGUGUGCUAUUUGCGAGAUUUGGCCGAUGCAAAUAGGCUUGUUGAUGUCAUGCAAUCCUGUCCUGGUGGUGAUGCGGUUGUCAUUGGUGGUGGCUACAUUGGAAUGGAGUGUGCCGCAUCUUUGGUGAUCAAUAAAAUAAAUGUGACCAUGGUUUUUCCGGAAGAACAUUGCAUGGCUCGUUUAUUUACUCCCAAGAUUGCAAGUUAUUAUGAAGAUUAUUAUCAGUCCAAAGGAGUAAAGUUCAUUAAAGGGACUGUUUUGUCAUCAUUCAAUAUUGACUCCAGUGGGAAGGUAACUGCUGUUAAUCUUAGAGAUGGAAGUGAGCUGCCUGCUGACAUGGUGGUUGUGGGAAUAGGUAUCCGUCCAAACACGAGCUUGUUUGAAGGCCAACUAACUUUGGAGAAGGGUGGGAUCAAAGUGAAUGGAAAGUUACAGUCAAGCAACAGCUAUGUCUAUGCAGUUGGUGAUGUUGCAGCAUUUCCAGUUAAACUAUUUGGUGAAACUCGCAGGCUUGAGCACGUGGACUCAGCUCGAAAAUCUGCAAGACAUGCUGUUGAUGCUAUAAUGGAACCAGAAAAAACUGGCGAAUUUGACUACUUACCUUUCUUUUACUCCAGAGUCUUCACAAUGUCUUGGCAGUUUUAUGGGGAUGCUGCGGGGGAAGUAGUCCACUAUGGGGAUUUCUCAGGAGGUAGGUUUGGGGCUUACUGGGUAAGCAAGGGUCACCUAAUCGGAUCAUUCCUUGAAGGUGGAACCAAAGAAGAGUACGAAGCUAUAGCCAAGGCUACUAGACUCAAGCCAGCAAUUGAAGACGUGGGUGAGUUGGAAAGACAGGGUUUGAGCUUUGCAUUGACAGUUAGUCAGAAACCGCCACCAUCAUCGCCUGUCAUUGUUAGUGGUUCUAGUCUUAUUGUGGAAAAACCACUUUAUGCUUUUCAUGCAAUUGCUGGUGUUCUUGUGGCUUCUUCAAUAGCUGCAUUUGCAUACUGGUAUGGGAGGAGGCGCAGAAGGUGGUAAGACACCGUUUUGGUGGUGGGCCAGUGGCGGCAGCUGAAGACUAUUGUUGUUGCUGAUUUAAAUGUGUAACCAUGCUGUGGCAUUGAUAGGGAUAGGAGAUUUUGAAUACUUGAUCAUAGGAUCAUUCUUGUUCCAUGUAAGAAUAGAUUCAAGAUAUUAUAUCUUUAUACAAAAAUUUGUAACUUCUCUCUUGUC
Juglans regia (Persian walnut) is the source of this 1758-nucleotide messenger RNA. Its product is annotated as monodehydroascorbate reductase 4, peroxisomal. Gene Ontology annotation, molecular function: oxidoreductase activity, acting on NAD(P)H; flavin adenine dinucleotide binding. The transcript has 7 exons. Lineage: Eukaryota; Viridiplantae; Streptophyta; Magnoliopsida; Fagales; Juglandaceae. The record is from RefSeq and is a predicted model, not a curated record. Bases 127 to 1563 code for a protein of 478 amino acids. Gene Ontology annotation, cellular component: cytoplasm.